Messenger RNA from Symbiodinium sp. CCMP2592, 1881 nucleotides. NCBI's taxonomy places the organism in Eukaryota, Dinophyceae, Suessiales, Symbiodiniaceae. The record is from the annotation of a GenBank genome assembly.
AUGGAGCCACACUCAGGUCUGCCCUGGUGGCCCAGAGAUUUGCCGGCCAGGGGGAGUUUACGGAGGUUGGGUGGAGACGACACUGAGACACCAGCAGUUCCUGUGUGUGAGCCCGGCUACAUGGACUCGACACAGGGCCAUGCCUACAUCCGCAGCUGUGCUAGCCACUGCCCUGGCGGCCGGAACUAUGCAACAGAACAGUGCUCUUGUGCUUGCAUCGCCGGCUUGAUGGAGUCGACCAGGGACCACACGGUGUUAGCUACCACCACGCCUUCGCAAGUGGACAGCGGUGAACGGACCAUGCGAAUCAAGAUUUCUGGUCUACUUUCCAUGCUGGGAUUCCUCGCCAUUGUGGCGGUCUUCAUGAUCUGCGUGUUCUGCCCGCACCCUGCCAUCGAGGGCCGGGUUGCCCCCGAAGCAUUGCGCUAUGCCGACGGUGGUGCACCUGAAGCGAAACCAAGACUGAAGGAGGAUGCCUUCGCACUGCGCGUUGCGGCUGUAGCCACGGUCCCGGAAGCGACGGCAACCGUGGUCCCAAACUGCCGCCAAGGCUACAUCGAUGUUACCGGAGGAAAAGCUUUCCCAUGGACAUGCGCUUUUUACUGUGAAGGUGGUCAGAAUUUUGCCACUGCGAGCUGUCUGUGUGCCUGCCUUACCCAAGAGCAGAUAGACAGGCUCGGACUUUCACUGAAUGCCACGACGACCACGCCUGGUGUAGCAAGCGGUGGUGAAGUCCUGGUCACGCCGCCACCAGACACGGAGGGAAUCUGGUCCGACCCUGUGGAAGAAGUGCCGGUCGGAGAGCUGAAUGAAGGUCGCAGCGAACCGUUUGCACAAGGAGGGCCGGACCAUGACUACCUUGAUGAGAGUGCGAGCACCACGACCACAGAGCCCCCUCCUCCGACGGAGCCGCCGCCCUACACUGACUGGCAGACCAUCCUGCUUGUCUUGACUGGCACGUUCCUGAUCAUGGUUGCUGUAGGGAUGGUCGUGGCCUUCGCGCACCGGAAUGGCUUCCUUGGUGCUAUUCAGGUGGUAAAGACCAACAAGCUGGACACGCCCUGCCACGAGACGAACGAGACAAACGAGACGAACCACCAUCCCGCGGACAAAAGGCUCAGUCCUGACAAACUCUCGUGUCUUCGACGAGACAGUCUGCUCUCGGACACCUGCCCGAUGUCAGCGAAAGCCAUGGUGGCCAUGGACCACCUCGAUAAGCUGCGAAAUUCCGGGGAUGCAGCUGCGAAGCACGCGGCGAACUACCAUCUCGACUCCCUGAAGAUUGCGCGAACCAGGCCCGACGACACCGGCGGGUCGGACAGCGCCCAGAGGCGUCCUGUGGACAUGGAGUUGAUGAUGCAGCGGCGGAAGUCUGAUCCAGAACGGCCUCAGGAGCCACUGCCGCCGGUGCAGCGGCGGUUCUCUUGCCCCGAUCAGCUACAGGUGCCAUCAUCAUGCCAGAGAAGUAGCUCGAAGACGUCGAACGUCUCCGCACCCAGCGUGGUCUUAUUGGCUGACUCGGCGCAGCUGCAAAUGCUGAGGACGCCCAGCAAGGUGUCUGUUACUUCUAGCCGGUCCCUGCCGCAGCGACCGACGGAGCAAAUGGUGGAGGUGUCCAGGCGGCCAAGCACCGCCUCAGCGAACGCACCGCCGGUCUCCAGCUUGGCGAAAGACAGACUGACAUCCACAUGGAGAUCCUCCCAGGCUGCCGCGGCGAGCGGAGGACGCAGCCCAAGCAAUCGUGCAAGCAGCAGACACAGCCAGCAAAGCGCGUCCUCCGCGCAAGCGAAGCAAGCGAAGUUGCAGGCACCGGCGAGCCCGAGUCGCAGCCGCCUCGGCAGCAAAGCAUCUCAGGUCCAUCCCAUCAACAUGCUGUCCUAG